UUUUCCUGAUGUAGAUGGCGAAAAAAUUACUCGUGAUGAUUUGAUGUCUCGAAUUUUAAUUGCCUGUGCCGAUGCAUUAAAUCUUAUACCAGAAUGUAUACCGAUCUUAAAGGAUUUUGCUUUAGCUAGUUCAUCAAAUAUUGAUAAAUGUAGCUGGCAUGUUAUUUACCCUUAUGGGCAAUUUAUUGACUAUAGAGAUCUCAAAGGCUUUACGGAAAAAGUCAUUGAAUUGGUAGGGAAACCUUACUCGAAGUUUAUAGAUGUUGGCCUUCCCAAGUCACGUUUUAGUCUUUGUCUUCUUGGAUCAGCAAAAGAAGAAAGGAUAAAAAAACCAGCAUUAUCUUCAUUCAAUAGAUUUCACAAGCUAGAAGAUUAUUUAGUUCAACCAAAAUCGGAUUAUUCUGUGAUCUGGCCACAAACAUUUUCUUCUGAAAAGCCAGCCAAUAAAUUCCAGCCUAUCAAAGAUGAAGAUACCCUGAGAAAAGGUGCUAAUUUGGUUAUUGCAAAAUAUGGUUGGCUUGAAAUCGGGAAAAAUGGAAAAGGGUUAAUUAACUUUCAAGCGCAAUCAUCUAAAGAAUGUCCUAUUUGUGAA
Molecule: messenger RNA, 592 nt
Organism: Entrophospora candida
Lineage: Eukaryota; Fungi; Glomeromycota; Glomeromycetes; Entrophosporales; Entrophosporaceae
Source: the annotation of a GenBank genome assembly